Messenger RNA from Mesorhabditis spiculigera, 846 nucleotides. Lineage: Eukaryota; Metazoa; Nematoda; Chromadorea; Rhabditida; Rhabditidae. The record is from the annotation of a GenBank genome assembly.
AUGUGGGCGAUUCCGAUCGAAUACUGGGCUCCGGAUGGGACUAGCCCGACAGCUGCCAUUCAGUUCGACUGGAUCCCGCCGGGCUACAAGGAGUGGCCGAUGGUGGUGAAGCAGACGUCCGGGGUGCCGAUCAUCCUGAAAUGGGAGGGCCGAGGGUACUACCGGGUCGAGUACUCCCGGGAAGAGUGGAAAACCCUGUUCUCCUACCUGAUCGAGCGCCUGCGCAGCAGUGCUGACUGGAAUGCGGUGACGCCGCUGACCCGCUUGGCGCUUUAUGCUGAUGCUCUGGACGAAGGACUUGUUGGGGAGACUUGGAUCGAGUAUCCAGCCCAGCACCCGAACCAUUGGCGGCUCUACGACUCGGUGUUGAACGAAGAACGGCCCGAGGUGCAGCCCCUCCUCGUCCAGAUGCUAUUGGAUUGGAAUGCGAAACGCAACGACCCCGAGCCUUUUGAGCGUCUCAUGGUGAACUGGCUGAUGCAGUACGGACGCCUCGACGAAGCCUAUAAAGCCAUCACGGAGGAGUUGAAGCAGCCGGAGAACAUCCCCGAGAUCAGCACCGGCCUCCCGCAAAAAGCUGAAUAUCCACUGUUCCUGAUCCGUCUGUCGUGCUACUUUGACCAGCGCCGCUGCAUCGACUGGGCCAAGGCCAUGUUUGACGCUGAUGUGGGGUGUUGUAAAUUUUGCGAAAAAGUGGACCGCACCGAGCGGCAGAACCUGAUCGACGCCUUCCGCCGCGAGUGCAUCAAGCCGAAGACGCCGGAGAACGAUCCCUACUUCCGGAAGCGCACCGGCAUCCGCGGCAUCUUCGCCCCGUUCAGCAUCGAGAGGGACGACGUCUACGAA